Messenger RNA from Seriola dumerili (greater amberjack), 723 nucleotides. RefSeq names its product placenta specific 8 (gene plac8). The record is from RefSeq and is a predicted model, not a curated record. NCBI's taxonomy places the organism in Eukaryota, Metazoa, Chordata, Actinopteri, Carangiformes, Carangidae. The transcript has 5 exons. The coding region runs from base 150 to 464 and encodes 104 amino acids. Gene Ontology annotation, biological process: positive regulation of transcription by RNA polymerase II.
GUUACAGAUAGUUGAAUGCACAAUAAACAGUGAUAACGUCGGAGACUCACCCUCCGUCCUGGUCUCAGUCUGUUCUCCAGGAGCCGCCGCUGUUCAGCUUCACCAUCCUUCAGCUCUCCAACCAUCUGAGAAAAGUUUUUACCCUGAUCAUGGCUGUGACGACGCAACCAGGCAGAUACACAGCCUCUGACUUUCAGACCGGCUUGUUUGAUGUCUUCAACGACUGUGGAACCUGCUGCUAUGGUACUUUUUGCUACCCAUGCCUGGGCUGCAACAUUGCCAGUGACAUGAACGAGUGCUGCCUGUGUGGACUGAGCAUGUCCAUCCGCAGCGUCUACAGGACCAAAUACAACAUCAAUGGGUCCCUGUGUAAUGACUUCAUGGUGUUCAUGUGUUGUCCCAUGUGUGCAACCUGCCAACUGAAGAGAGAUAUUGACCGCAGGAAGCAGCAGGGCAUUUUCUGAACGGGAUGCUGCUAUGACACAAGAGAGGCUGUAAAUGGUGGAUCGCUGAGCUGCUGAGGCAUAAAAUGGUUCACCGUAUUUUACAUCCUUUCAUAAUGUUGGACAUAGACCAUCCUUUUGAUUUUUCUUUACUAUAUAUAAUCCUCUGAGAUAAAGAACAUUCAUAUCUUCUAGUAAGUUAUACAUUAAUCAUCCGGGUCACAAUUUGAUGUUGUAGAACAGUGUCAUUAUUUACUCUUACAAUAAAAUCUAAUUUUAU